Messenger RNA from Brassica oleracea var. oleracea, 2461 nucleotides. Its product is annotated as xylosyltransferase 2. The transcript is spliced from 5 exons. The record is from RefSeq and is a predicted model, not a curated record. NCBI's taxonomy places the organism in Eukaryota, Viridiplantae, Streptophyta, Magnoliopsida, Brassicales, Brassicaceae. Gene Ontology annotation, molecular function: glucuronosyltransferase activity. Gene Ontology annotation, cellular component: membrane. Bases 1018 to 2292 code for a protein of 424 amino acids.
UAAUCAAAAUUUUAAAACCAAAAAUCGUGUAGAUUCCUGUAAUAAAGGAACAGAGAGACUAAAGUAAAGUUGCUGAAUGAAUAAAUUUUUUUCUCUCUUGUUUAAAACUUAUAAAAAUAGAAAAUUUCAACGAAUUGGGAGUAUCACACACGCUCAUCGAAUUUCCAGACACAGGAGUGUUCCCGUGUUCUUUGAGCACAAAAGUAUAGCAUCAAGAAAGCGCAUACAAAAAAAAGCUUCCUUUGCAUCGAGAUUAAACAGAGGAUCUACGCAACGAACCAGGUUUCUUCAUCUCAUUAAUCUCUAUCGUCCGUCAAGCUUUCGUUUCUCGAUCUCUUUAUCUAAAUCUCUAGAUUUGUUUAUAUGGUGUUAUUGGUGGGUCUGAGUUUAGUAUGUUCUGUAGUGCGCUAGAUCUAAAUCGCAGCUUCGAGAUUCUGAUGGUGUCGGUGGUGUUUGAGAAUAGUUCUUAUAUUUGAUGCACGACGGAUGGAUAAUAAAAAACUUGAUCUUAGGGAUAUAAUCUACGGGAAGGGCUUUUUAGAAAUAUUCCUUUUUUUUUUUGUAAUCGGUAAUGCCACUUUUGAGAGGUUUUAAAAAGAGUUGUAAUAAGUUGCUUAAUAUGAGGUUAAUCUAGCUGCUGAGAUGUCCUAUUGAUUGAUUGGUUGAUGAUGAAUCCUAGUCCGGAGAUGUUUUUAUGGGGUGGAGAGCCUUGUCGUCUUAAUUUUUAAUUAUCUCUAUAUUUGUGUCGUAGUUCUCAAGCUUUGAGCUUUGAUGUUGCGUGAGAAUCUGGCAACUUAAAUGUGCGUGUUUUAGUAAAUCUUCUUCUUACUAUAUAUGUGGCUCUCAAAACUCUACCAAGGUUUCUCACUGUCUCUGUCUGAUCGAGCCUGAACUCGAGAUUGUUUGCUUAUUCUAAAAGAUUCAGACUUUCAAGAAGAGCUGUGAAUCAAAUAUACACUUGACGGUUUUCUUCUAGAAGGGCUUGUUUUCUCGUCUCAUGAUCACUGCUUCACAGCAAUGGGGUAUGUAGUAAACGUGGAGAAGAGAUGGGUAUUCCCUCUCGUCAUCACAUCUCUCGUCUGCGUUUUCCUCCUCGCAACCUCUUUCAACAUGGGCCUCGUCUCCUCCCUCCGCAAAAUCAACGGCAUUUUCUCCAUCAUCCCUUCCCCUCUCGCCAAAAACCAAACCACCAAGCUCGACUUCGCCGAGUCCAAAGUCGCUAAACAAACCCGUCCUCACGAAGACAAGCUCCCUCGUUUCGCGUACCUCGUCUCCGGGUCCAAAGGAGACGUGGAGAAGCUCUGGAGAACGCUUAGAGCAGUGUACCAUCCGAGAAACCAGUACGUUGUCCACAUGGAUCUCGAGUCUCCCGUGGAUGAGAGACUAGAGCUGGCUUCUCGGAUUAAUAAGGAUCCCAUGUAUUCCAAAACCGGGAAUGUCUAUAUGAUAACAAAGGCUAAUCUUGUCACGUAUAGAGGACCGACGAUGGUGGCUAAUACACUUCACGCUUGUGCUGUUUUGCUUAAGAGAAGCGCUAACUGGGAUUGGUUUAUUAAUCUCAGUGCUUCAGACUAUCCCCUGGUUACACAAGAUGAUCUGCUUCAUACGUUUUCGACUCUGGACCGGAACCUCAACUUUAUCGAACACACAAGUGAUCUCGGUUGGAAAGAGGAGAAGAGAGCAAUGCCAGUAAUGAUUGAUCCUGGACUCUACAUGUUGAACAAAUCAGAUAUAUACUGGGUCACACCUCGUCGAAGUUUGCCAACUGCGUUUAAACUAUUCACUGGAUCUGCUUGGAUGGCUCUGUCACGUCCCUUUGUAGAGUACUGCAUAUGGGGAUGGGACAACUUACCAAGAACUCUCCUAAUGUACUACACCAACUUCGUCUCAUCGCCAGAAGGUUACUUCCAAACAGUAAUCUGCAACGUCCCCGAGUUCUCAAAAACCCCGCUCAACCAUGACCUCCACUACAUCUCAUGGGACACUCCCCCGCAGCAGCACCCUCACGUGUUGUCCCUCAACGACACGUCGCAGAUGAUAUCCAGCGGUGCUGCGUUUGCUAGGAAGUUCAAAAGAGACGACCAAGUGCUCGAUAUGAUCGAUAAGGAGUUGCUUGGACGGAGAAACGGUGAUGAUGGUUUUACUCCUGGUGGGUGGUGCGGUGGGAAACCAAAGUGCUCCCAGGUCGGUGAUGUGGCUAACAUUAAGCCUGGUGCUGGAGCUCAGAGGCUUCAGGGACUAGUGGACAGGUUAGUCAACGAGGCUAAAACAAGAGUUAAUCAGUGUAAAUAGAUUGAGGAAUCGAAUCCAGGGAGGGAGAGUUGGACUGUUUCUUACCAUAUAUAAUAUAUAUAUACAUAUAGGGUUUAGAGAGACACUAUUAGACAUUGUUUUGAUUAUUGAGUUAGAUGUCUUGUAUACCACGACACUUACUGGUCUCAUAUUGGAGAUUAGUUUUUUC